Nerophis lumbriciformis (worm pipefish) is the source of this 1137-nucleotide messenger RNA. The record is from RefSeq and is a predicted model, not a curated record. NCBI's taxonomy places the organism in Eukaryota, Metazoa, Chordata, Actinopteri, Syngnathiformes, Syngnathidae.
AUGGCCACAGCUGGUAAGGUCAUCAAGUGUAAGGCAGCAGUGGCCUGGGAGGCAAAUAAGCCUUUGGCUAUCGAGGAGAUCGAGGUCGAGCCGCCGCAGGCCAACGAGGUCCGCGUCAAGAUUGUGGCAACGGGUCUCUGCCGCACUGACCUCUUCUACCUUAUUGAGACUGACAAAAAAGACCUCUAUCCAAUGGUCCUCGGCCAUGAGGGAGCAGGCAUUGUGGAGAGUGUCGGCCCUGGAGUCACCGAAUUUCAGCCAGGCGACAGAGUUGUUCCUCUAAUUGUCUCCCAAUGUAGGGAAUGUCGUUUCUGUAAGAGUCCCAAGACUAACCAGUGCGAAAAUGUCCGAGAUACUCAGGGACAGGGAAGAUGCAGAGCACCUGUCUCCAAGUUAAGCUGCAAGGGAAAUAAGUUACUGCAAUUCAUGGGAAUCAGUACUUUCUCACAGUACAGUGUGAUUAACCAGAUUGCACUGGCCAAGAUCGACCCUGCUGCCCCUUUGGACAAAGUUUGUCUCCUUGGCUGUGGAGUCUGCACGGGAUUUGGAGCAGCAGUCAAUAAUGCUAAGGUGGAACCGGACUCCACGUGUGCUGUGUUUGGCUUGGGAGCAGUUGGCAUGGCUGCAAUCAUGGGCUGCAAAUAUGCUGGUGCCAAGAGAAUUAUCGCUGUGGAUAUUAACGCAGACAAGUUUGAUAAAGCCAAAGAGUUUGGAGCCACUGACUUUGUAAACCCAAAGGAUCACAACAAACCUAUAAGUCAAGUGAUAUCUGAAAUGACUGGUGGCGGAGUCGACUACUCUCUGGAAUGUGUUGGGGAUGUAAAACUCAUGCAUACUGCUUUAGAAUCCUGUGUGCCAAGCUGGGGAGUAAGUGUGAUCGUUGGCUGGACUGACAGAGAAGAAUUCUCUGCACGUCCAAAUGAUCUCAUUAGUGGACGUACGUGGAAGGGCUCCAUGUUUGGAGGCUUUAAGGGUAAGGACGGCGUGGCAGAAAUGGUUCAAGCCUACAUGAACAAGAAAGUGAAGCUGGAUGAAUUCAUUACUCACAAAAUGCCAUUGGAUCGCAUCAAUGAGGCCAUUGAACUGUUGAAGCAGGGCAAAAGCAUCAGGACAGUCCUGAGUGUUACUCCACAAUAA